Molecule: messenger RNA, 1516 nt
Organism: Ipomoea triloba (trilobed morning glory)
Lineage: Eukaryota; Viridiplantae; Streptophyta; Magnoliopsida; Solanales; Convolvulaceae
Exons: 2
Coding region: 85-570 (161 amino acids)
Source: RefSeq, a predicted model, not a curated record
UCAUUUGGUUCCUAAUGACACGCAUAAAAAUAGUCUACUAUCUCCUGAAGAAAUUUAUGUUGAAAUUUCUGCUCAAAAUGUGGUAUGCAUAAUGUGAUGAACUGUGAUGAAAUUGUUGGGCUGGAUUAUGAGAUUUUAGGUGGAAAGUUUUCAGGAAUGGACAUUGAUUUUGCACCUAUGGUAGGAAUGGUUUCAACUACUAUGGGGCUAGUGGUGAAGGUUGAUGUGAAAUCGUAUGUCGUACAUGUUGAUCCUAAAAUGCCAAUGUAUUAUGAAACUUAUAAUUGUGUUGAAUCUGUUGGAAUGGAUUAUGUGUGUUGGGUUAAAAAAUUUUCAAGGAUGAAUAUUGAUUUUGCCUUUCUUGUAAGAAUUGUUUUAACUAGUAUGAGGUGGGUGCUGCAAGUUGAAGUGGGACUGGAUGUCUUCUAUAGCAGUCCUAAAAUGCCAAGGUGCAGUGAAUUUAAUUUUGAUCCAGGUGGAAUUCUGCAGUGCAUGUCGAGGCCAAAGAGUACUGCUGCUGACGAUUUCGAGAGGCAUUUGCAGAUGAAGUACGGGCUUAUAGAGGUAUGAUGGAGACAAAGGUGGUGGAAAAAGGUUUAAUGAGUUUGAAGGGUCUUUGAGUACAUUUAUUGGUGUACUUUGUGCUCUUAUUUGGACGAUUAGUUUGAAGUACUUCCAAUAGAACAGUAAAGUGUUUGUUAAAUAUGUAGCAGGGCUUCAAAAUAGAAAUACACUGCAUAAAGCUUCUAAUGGUCUAGUGUGGCAGAGGGUGAACAAUAAUUUUGCUUCUAAUUUGGAAAUAAAUGAAAGGGGUGAGCUAGUGUCACUGUUUAAUAUAUCACCCAAUGUCAUGAAUACGUAUGCAAAGCUUGUUAUUGGUGUAGUAUCAUUUGUUUUAGCUUCGUAUGAUGGAGACAAAGGAGGUGAGGAAAAGCUCAAUGACUUCAAUUUGGAGAGUCUUUGACUGCAAUUAUUGGAGUAAUCUGUGCUGUGGUUUGGACGAUUAAUGUGAAAUACUUUCUCUCUUGGGAGUUUGUGGAUGGAUGGCUUAGGAAUUUUGAGAAGUGCACUUAUUACUUUGAAAUUGUUGUUGCUGGGCUGCUAAGAAUGCUCUUGUUUGCAAAUUGCCCAAUGCUGAAAUGCUAGGUUGUACAUCAAUGGCUACCAAUUAGAUAUCAAUGGCUAAACUAGUUACCUUGAGUUCCAAGGCAAACAUUCUAAACUCAUCCAAUGUUAAGAGGUAACAUAUGAUUCUUUCGAGGGAAAACCACAAGAUUGGUCAUUAGUGAUGAUGGAUUUUAAUCUUCAAAUAAAUUGCAACGAUUACAGCUAUCUGCAAAGAUACUAAAAGUGGAAAAUUAGAGUAUUUUAUGAUCCCAGGAAUGCCUUCUCAGACAGCAUUGAAGUGCAUUCAAUGUCCAUUGCUGAUCCUUGGGGACAAGGAUCUGUUAGAGGGGAAGGUACUGUAACACCCCCGGCUCCUUAGUAGACUGAAUUUAGGAUUUCGUGAUUCAAA